CUCGUGAAUUCUCGUGGAACACACAUAGACGUUCUAUCAAUAAUAUUAUUAUUAUACACCUACGUUUACAUUUGGUUUGCACUUUGCAUUCGUAUCCUGGAUAAACAUUCAUUUACUAAAGCACAGCGGCUAUUUCUUGCUGAUUUCUAAUAGUUAAAUCUGGGUAGAAGAACCUUUAAAAAUGGAUUCUUUACGUGAACAAGUUAUGAUAAAUCAAUUUGUACUAGUGGCUGGAUGUGCACGAGAACAAGCUAAACAGCUACUUCAGGCAGCACAUUGGCAAUUUGAGACGGCAUUGUCAAUAUUCUUUCAAGAGGUAGCAAUUCCAGCUGGAGCAAAUGGGAUAGCUGCACCACAUUACCCUCAGCAACUCAUGACACCAUGUAAUACUCCUGCAACACCACCAAACUUCCCUGAUGCCUUGGCGGCAUUUUCUCGACUAUCGACGACCGGAAGUCCGGCCAACGUAAGCGCGGGGGGCGGCAGUGGCAUGGCGCCGCCCGUCUCCCCCCUCGCCACGCACCCCCCACCGACGCAAAUGCAGAUGAACACAUUCGCUGGUUCUCCUAACCCGCAGGCCAACUAUACUGCGCUGUCCUGUUCAACUUCAAUCUGCAGAGAACAUAUGCCAAGAUAAGCAGAAGUGUAGGUUAGAAUCGUCUAUAAUUUAUUUUUCUAAUGGUGCGUUGUGAGCUGUGGACUUGUGAAUAUUAUUUCCAACACCCCACCACAGCUUAGGUUUGCUGGACAAUAUUUGGGGUGCUAUAGUCAAUCAUGUUAAACAUAAAAUAACUAACUGUUCAUUAUAGUGGUUUCUAAAACAAAUUGCACUAUAGAUAGUAAAUAUUAAUACUAGGGUAUCUGACAUGUUAUACUACUCUUAAUUUAUUCAAAGCCUAAUGAGAAUUUAGGAAACUAUAACAUCAGUGUGAUAAGAUUGGGAAGUCUAUGAGCAUAUUCAUUGGCUAAUUAGGAUACAAAACAGCCUACUAUUCUGACAGCCAAUCAACAUAUUAGGAUGUCUAGGAUCCUAACAGAAUUUGGACGGGUUCAUAUCUUCCUUGCCUGGCUUUUUGUUAACAAAGUGAAACAGUAAAACGUUAUCGCAUUUAGAAAAUCAAAAUCCUCAUGGUUUUCGUCAUAUUAAACAUGGAUACGUGUUAUCAAGAUAAUUACUAAAAAUUUUUUUUUUUUUGUUUUGAGAUAGUAUGUGUAAUAUGUGUAUUAUACUAGUAAUAUGUACCCGCUAAGCUCUUAUUAUAGUACAUAUUAUAUAAAUUUAGUUUUUUUUUUAUUGAAUGUCCUUCCUUAUAUAAAGUCUAAAAAUGAUUUCAAUUGCUAAUAUUCUGCGACAAAUAAUACUGUAUUUUUUAUUAUGACUUUUUAUAGUAAAACGAAAAUGUGAAUCUGUAAAAUAACAAAGGUGUCAACAUUCAACAUAAAUAUUUAAUAAAAAUCCGAUCGAAUACAAUCUAUCAAUUCAGCAUCAUUAUCAUAUCAACCGAUGGACGUCCACUGCUGGACAUAGGUUCUUGGGGGGAGUUCCAAGUACCAAGGUCUUGUGCCGCUUGAGCCUAGCGGUUCCCUGCGACUUGCCUGAUGUCAUCCAUAGCGGCUAUCUAUCUAUCUAUCAAUUACUACUACUUUUAUAAGUAAAAGUUGAAGAAUGUUUAUAUACGCUACAUAUUGUAGCAUUUGCAAUGUAACCAUGGAAAAGUUAAUCGUGUAUCUAUUUUAAUAGCCCUGUGUAUAAAAUAUAUAAGUUAAAAUUGUGAAAUUAGGAUAAAGCAAAACCCGUGUUUCUUUCUCGCAUCAUUUAAACAACAAUUUGUUUAAAUGAUGCGAGAAAGAAACAUGGGUUUCAUAUUCAGUUUGACUUUGUAUACGUUAACCAUUGCAGCACUAUUUGUUGGCAGUGGUAUGUAUUAAAUAAUACCCGCACUAUCAGUGGUGCACGCCGGUAGUGUCACGGUCCAAAAAGAUUUAUUUCAUGGCGUCACAGUAUAUUGAGGUUCCGUUUAUAUCUUGGCCUAUAUUUUUGUCAGGUUUUCAGUUUUGGAAAUCCGAAGACUGACAAUGCAGAAAAGGUAAAUUGAAUUAUUUGUUAAGCUAAUUGUUUGCCUGCUUGCUUCGUCGUGUGUUCAGGGCUUUGCGGGUCGAUUGCGCAAUUUGCCAUUAUAGCAAUUGUUGUUAUUGGCUGAGUUACGCUUGCACAAAAAUUCCUUAUUUUCUCAAUAAGCGAAUAUUGUCGGCCCAUUAGAAAGUUCGGCACACUGUCUUUCUUAGACAACUGACCCACUUAUUUUAUCUGAUAACUGAUAUGAUAUAUUUCGUCAAAAUUUGGAACUCCAUCGCAAACCUUCCUUUCGGUAUUCAGUAUUCUACAAGAUGCAUUUCAUUUCAGAGCAGACCAUUUUGAAUUUGGCUCCAUCUACACCUUUUUACGAAUUGCAAGUAAAGAUUUACCUCUACGUAGUUGAUAUCGUAUAAAGCGCUUUCCUUAAUCGUUUUUAAUUCGUACUGAAAAGAUCCGGAAUGUCGUUUCAGCUUUCAUCUUCCCCGAUAGGUACCGGGCUUCUUCAAAUCAACAGUUUAUAGUUAUCUACUUGCGCUAUCAUGCAUGGCAUGCGCUAUCUUAGGCCGCAUCAACGCUUUUCAUCAGGUGUGAUUGCAGUCAAAAGCUGUCUUUGAUUAUUUCCGGACUUUGGUUGGGCGCCCGUAGUGUGUCUUAUGCUUUCGAAAAGUAAUGCGUUACGUGACAUGCCCGUGUCAAUUUUUUUUUUAGUAUUCACGCAUGAUACUCUCACUAACUGAAAAGCAAGCUCUUUAGUGUGUGAGAGGACGAAAUGCGUGCAAAACUGCUAACAUAC
This is a messenger RNA of Pararge aegeria (speckled wood butterfly), 2870 nucleotides long. RefSeq names its product UBA-like domain-containing protein 1. Gene Ontology annotation, molecular function: protein binding. The record is from RefSeq and is a predicted model, not a curated record. Bases 182 to 637 code for a protein of 151 amino acids. The transcript has 4 exons. Lineage: Eukaryota; Metazoa; Arthropoda; Insecta; Lepidoptera; Nymphalidae.